Molecule: messenger RNA, 837 nt
Organism: Hordeum vulgare subsp. vulgare (domesticated barley)
Lineage: Eukaryota; Viridiplantae; Streptophyta; Magnoliopsida; Poales; Poaceae
Exons: 3
Coding region: 173-496 (107 amino acids)
Biological process (GO): vacuolar proton-transporting V-type ATPase complex assembly
Cellular component (GO): endoplasmic reticulum membrane
Source: RefSeq, a predicted model, not a curated record
CCGAGAAGCCGUGGUGUUCUAUUUGCAAUUUUCACGGUGCUGCCGCCUUUCCUCAAGUCCCACCUCCGCUUCCGCCUCACCGGAGCCCGGAUCUGGCGCGCGACCGCGGCCUCCUCACCGCUCGGCGCCCAUCGCUCAUCGACGGCGGAGCAGUAUUCCAUUGGAAGAAGCAAUGUCUGGAGUAAUAAUUAAGUUCACCGUUACAUCGAUGUUCAUGUGGAUGGCCCCAGUCGCAAUUAUUUAUGGGUUCUACCACCAGAUUUUUCCAGGUAUUAGUGAGCUUUCAUCCUCAGCACGAACUCUGGCCAGUGGGUUCCUUGCUGUCAUAUCGGUUAAUAUUGUGAUUGGCUUCUACAUAUACUCCGCGAUGAUGGAGACUCCCUGUCAAGAGCCACAACCUGAUGCAACCUUCUUAGAGAAUGCUAAAGCAAGUAUUAACCAUCCAGCAUCUUCUCAAGUCAGUGAUGAUUCCAAGGGGAAGGGGAAGGUGGAGUAGGCAGUAACACAACUUGACUUGGGUUUUCUUUCCACUAUACACAUGUUGUUCAGAAUCAGUUGUGUCAUGUGCAUAAAGCAACAUCACAGCCUUUCAUUAGAUGCACUGCUAUCAUUUUUGAAAAGUAGGAAGGCAGAACAUAAUAUUCCGUAUGUUUAACUCUGUGCUUGCCUGAGCUCGUAGUGAACAAUGUGUCCUUGCUAGAGGAGUUUGUUUACAAACCUUAACUAGUGAAUUUAUGUUCUCUCCCUGAAACAACUAUCUCUCAUAUCGUUGUUGUGUAUUCUUUUGGUGACUGGUCGCUGUUGAAUAUAUUAUGUUGAUUAUCAUUGGAAGGGAAA